Aspergillus tanneri is the source of this 1311-nucleotide messenger RNA. RefSeq names its product putative amino acid transporter (Mtr). Gene Ontology annotation, molecular function: amino acid transmembrane transporter activity. Gene Ontology annotation, biological process: amino acid transmembrane transport. The coding region runs from base 1 to 1311 and encodes 436 amino acids. Gene Ontology annotation, cellular component: vacuolar membrane. The transcript is spliced from 6 exons. The record is from RefSeq and is a predicted model, not a curated record. Lineage: Eukaryota; Fungi; Ascomycota; Eurotiomycetes; Eurotiales; Aspergillaceae.
AUGAUUUCGGAAACAACAGAAAGCAAAUUCGUCUCUGAUGAGCUGGGCCCAAUGGACUCGCGGCAGGUGGGCGAGAUCCACAAUGCCCCAGCCUACAAGCAUGAUGCCGUCUUUGGAGAAAUCACAGAGGAAGGCCCCAACUAUCGCAAUGUGGGAUGGCUUGGGACAGUUGCCCUUAUGAUGAAGACUCAGAUCGGCCUUGGCGUCCUCUCAAUCCCCGCUGCCUUUGAUGCUCUAGGGUUAGUUCCAGGCGUGAUCUGCCUGUGUGCUAUUGCUGUCAUCACAACGUGGUCGGAUUACAUGGUCGGUGUCUUUAAACUGAGCCAUCGCGCGGUGUAUGGUAUCGAUGACGCGGGUGAAUUGAUGUUCGGCAGGAUUGGCCGUGAGUUUCUAGGGAUUACAUUCUGCCUUUACUGGACUUUUGUUGCGGGCUCUGGUAUGCUCGGUAUCUCGAUUGGCUUGAACGCAGUCUCAACUCACGGUACAUGUACUGCCGUCUUUGUUGCUGCAGCCGCGAUUAUAGGUUUCGUCCUUGGUAGCAUCCGUACGCUGGGCCGUAUCAGCUGGCUCGCAUGGAUUGGACUGUCGUGUAUACUCACAGCGAUCUUCACCGUUACUGUCGCCGCUGGUAUCCAAGACCGCCCAGCUGCUGCGCCGCAAGACGGAAUCUGGGUGUCUGACUAUAAGAUAGUCAACAAUCCCAGUUUCACUGAUGCCGUUUCUGCGGUUUCCACCAUAGUCUUCGCCUACGCGGGUACACCGGCAUUUUUCCCCAUUGUUUCUGAAAUGCGUGAUCCAAAAUAUUACGCACGGUCACUCAUAGUCUGUCAGAGUGGGGUGACUGCCAUCUACAUUUCAAUUGGGUGCGUAGUAUACUACUACUGCGGGUCCUAUGUCGCUUCACCCGCCCUUGGCUCCGCUGGUCCAACCGUGAAGAAGGUCUCUUAUGGCUUCGCUCUUCCAGGAUUGAUAGUGACUACUACCCUUGUCAUACACAUUGCGGGGAAAUACAUAUUUGUCCGUGUUCUUCGAGGCUCCAGACACUUGACCGCCAAUACAUUCACACACUGGGGAACCUGGCUCGGCUGUACUUUGUUCAUUGCCAUCAUAGCUUACAUUAUUGCCAGUGCCAUCCCCAUUUUUGGCGGUCUUGUAUCGUUGAUCGGUGCGCUUCUCGGAACUCUCAUGUCAUUCCAGCCGAUGGGUUCUACAAGGCAUCAGGUGGCUCAGCUUCCUGGUCAUGCGCUGACAAUUCAAACUCUGCCUGAGGCUGUGAAAAGUCUUCAACCACCAUCUGCGAUUCUCCUGUGA